UGGAAACGCUCCUCAAUGCGCUCACUGGUAGACCUCCCUCUCCUCCUCAUUUUUUUUCUCCGGCUACACCAUCCAGAGAGCCACGACCAGGAGCGUUAUAAUUCCAUUUAAAGAAUUAAAAAAGUAAGGAUGAGGAUGAUGAGCUUUUUUAUGUCCAAAAAAGUUAUGGAUUGAAUUUUGAAAUAUGUACACGCGCGAUUCGGAUUCAACUCCUUUCGGUUUGUGGAAUAAUGACAGGAGAUGCUGAUUAAUGAAACCAUGACACAUCUUCUGUUCAUACCAGAAGUGAAGCUUUGUGUGUGAGCCUCCAACUACAACGAAAAAAAGACUAAAGGCGACUUAGCUUCCAGUUUUUAAGGUUGCAGAGACUGACCAAAUGCAUCCAUGUAAUGAUGUAAUAAAAAGAUUGCAAACCCUUCAGUGAAUGGAAGUAAACUCAACUCACUGGUUUCCAAGUGCUGCACCGCUGAUUCGGACCACCGAACUGAAGACUGCUCGGGACCGAAGGGAUUUUGUUCAUGCUUUUAUAAUUUCCGUACUUUGAGUCUGCCAAAGAGAGAAAAAGUUCCUCUCCUCUUCUUCCUCGUACAGAAAAUGAAUAACUGUCUUUUCCGAUUGGCUCUCUUUGUGGCUUGCGUCCUCUACAUCCGCUGUACCGCUUCAUCCGGGACCGAGGAGGAGGCGCACACCCAGUCCCGGGAUACCUGCGUGUCCUGUGGCUUCGAUCAGCCGGAGGACCCCGAGUCGGGUCAGCUGAACGUGGACUUUCUUGAGGCAGUCAAGAGACACAUCUUGAGUAGACUGCAGAUGCGCGAAAGGCCCAACAUCACGCACUCUCUUCCGAAGGCUGCGAUGGUGACGGCGCUGCGGAAACUUCACGCUGGGAAGCUGCGGGAGGACGGGAGGGUGGAGAUCCCCAGCCUGGAUGGACAUCCGAUGAACAACGUGGUGCUCGAGGAGACCUCGGAGAUCAUCAGCUUUGCGGAGAAAGAUGACACAGUAACUUCCAAGUCCAGCCUGUUUUUUCUGAUUUCCAAUGAGGGAAAUCAGAACUUAUAUGUGACACAAGCCACCCUCUGGCUCUACCUAAAGCUGCUACCAUCUCCUCUGGAAGUGCGUCCAAGGCGCAAGGUGACUGUUAAGGUGUACUACCAAGAGCCUGGCCUUGGUAGCAAGUGGAACCUGGUGGAGAAGCGGAUGGACCUGAAGCGAGGAGGUUGGCACACCUUCCUGCUGACUGAUGCUGUCAGGUUAGUGUUCGAGAAGGGUGACCGGCGACAGAACCUGGAUGUGCGCUGUGAAGGCUGUGAGGCGGAGGGUGUCGUGCCCAUCCUGCUCAACUACAACGAUGAGUCCCACCGGCCCUUCCUGGUGGUUCAGGCUCGGCAAGCAGACAAAAAGCACCGAAUCCACAAAAGGGGCCUGGAGUGUGACGGUAGCAGCACCCUGUGCUGUAGACAACAAUUCUACAUAGACUUUCGGUUGAUUGGUUGGAACGACUGGAUCAUUGCACCGUCAGGUUACUAUGGGAACUACUGCGAAGGGAACUGUCCGGUCUACAUGGCAGGUGUUCCCGGUUCGGCCUCAUCCUUCCACACAGCGGUGGUAAACCAGUACCGCAUGAGGGGAAUGAGCCCCGGCUCAAUGAACUCCUGCUGCAUUCCCACCAAGCUCAGCACUAUGUCCAUGCUCUACUUCGAUGAUGAGUACAAUAUCGUCAAGCGGGAUGUUCCCAACAUGAUAGUGGAGGAGUGUGGCUGUGCUUGAAUAUGUUUCGUGUCUGCUUAUUUAAGGUGCAACUGAAGAACUUAACUCUAAACAAGUUUUCAAUAUUGCAUCAAAAAUGAAUAUAGAAACAAAAUAUUUAUGAACGAUGAAAAUAUGCACACACAAUCUCGUCCACACAUCUACACGUACCCGUGCAUAUGUCUGCAUAAAAACUAUGUAUAUUUAUGUUUGUUGAUAUAAUUCAUUAGAGUCUGGUGCGAGACAUAAAAAUCAUAACCCUGGGAGGCGGGGGGUUCUUUAAGGCUUCUUUUAGCAUCCACUUAAUUAACUUAGUUGAUUAUAUUCUGAUUACUUUUCCAUAUAAGUUGCUCAAUGGUGAGGGUAUAAAAGAAUAGUUAUAUAAUCACUGCCCUUUAAAAUAUAUAAAUGUUCCUAUGUUUUAAUGAUUAAUGUGUGCACUUAACUAUUAAGAUUCUUUACCUAAAUUUAGGAACCUCAAAUAACCUGAUUAAUUGACUCCUGUCCUACACACUUUGUCCAAAUGACAACAAAUAUUUCCCUUAAUCUGUAUGCUUUAGAAUUUCAUCUUUCCUUUAACGGAUGCUUUUAGAAACUGCUCAGAUAUGAAACAGUAUGAUUAUGGUUUGGGAAAGCUGUUUUCUGUUUACGUCUAUGUUUCUGCUCUCACCUACAGUAUGGUCGUGACUGAAAGAUUGAGAAUACAAGGGCCCAUUCUUAGAAAAACAUUUAUGGGCUCUGUUACUUGGAGUAGAGCUGCUCUUACAUAUAAACAUAUUUAUCUUUAUUUUAUUUUAUUCAGUUACAAGUGAAGAGUUGCUGUAGUUUAGUGAUGGUGCAGUUUCUCCCCUUCCUGAUGCACAUUUGAUAGCACUUGCAGAUUGAAAUGCCUUUAAUGAGCCCUCGUGGUCCACAGUCAGUCCUACAAAAAGAAAAAGUGCCACAUUAGCUAUGCAAUGUAUAGUAAUUACCCCUAUACUACAUGCUACACUUAAUCUCUAGUAACUAUCACCUAAUAUCAGUACCUUAAAUGUAAGUGUGGCAGGCAGGGUUACGUUGGGCCUUGGUGAAACAGCAAACAGACUAAAAUGAAAAUGACUAAACAUAUUUUGGGUUGUUAGUGGUGAAGCCUCAUAAUAAACUGUUGAUAGCAUUGAAUCUAAAUGGAUAUUUUUUUUCUUUCACUGUAGUGAAGCAAAAUUGUAGCUUUUUUAAAAUGUUUUACAAAGUAAAAAUGCUUAUGUAUCAACUCAUUUAAUAAUGAACCCCAGAAGUCCCCAAGUUUCUUUUUAAUAAAAAACUCAGAAAACAUUUACUUACCAAGUGGAUUUUGUAGACAAACUACUAUCUUACAUUUUUGCUUUUCUGCUUAACAAACUGCAGUUUUACUGCCAUUGGGUCUUCAGUUAAAACUGCAAAGUAAAAAGAGCUUAACGGGCUAAUUUUGACCCAAAUAACCAGUGAUUUUGGAGUCUAUAGUAGAUUAAUAUGUCCUAGUGGAGCUCCCAUCACGGCUUGUUUGGCACCAUAACACACUUUAAGACACAGUUUCAGAUCUCAGUCACUGUGACACUAUGAUAUUUUCAGGUUAAGUGUUUCAGGGUCCUUUAACUAAGGGCGUUUAACCGACUUCUUAUAUUAUCUUUUCUUUUCAUUUCACCACUUCCAAAUAUGAAUCUAAGUCAAAUACCAGACGUUCAAAAAUUGCUUGUUAACUCACUUUUCCUGCCUUUUGCUCGCUACUUGACCCUAACCUUGCCUGCCACUGCAAUCUUAUGUUUGCUUAUUCUUCAAAGCAGAUAGUUGUUCGAAUAAUUGCACUGAGGAAUUGUAUGACUAAUUAUAAUAAAAAUGAAAUAAACAAGAACUGCCAUUGAAAAUAAAAGUUAUUUUUAUAGAAGCAAAAUUAAGCUCUGUUUAAGUGUAUUAUACCUAAUUAUGGAACCAAAGAGGCCAAGAGGUUUAGCUGUUCAAAGGUGGGAAUGCUGUUAUGUAUUUGUAUGUAUUAAAUUACAUUGUGACAGUUUAAAAAGGCCUAAAAACUGUAUCAGGGUAUAAUAUCAGUCUAUUAUGAGCUUAAUCCUUUUUUCUAUUUUGUACCUUAACAUCGAAGACUUAAUAUUUUUUCAUCAACUUACUUAAAUAUGCCUAGUUUCUUUCACCUUUUUGUUAGCUUGUUCCAGAAUCAUUUAGAGUAAAUCACAUACCAUCUGAUCCCUGUACAGUUGAUAUACAUAUGAAUAUGCCUUUGAAGUAUUUAGUUCUUUGUAAUUGUUGGAAAAUAAAUUUCUUAUUACCUACAUUA
Betta splendens (Siamese fighting fish) is the source of this 4051-nucleotide messenger RNA. Its product is annotated as inhibin beta B chain-like. Gene Ontology annotation, biological process: SMAD protein signal transduction; BMP signaling pathway. The transcript has 2 exons. NCBI's taxonomy places the organism in Eukaryota, Metazoa, Chordata, Actinopteri, Anabantiformes, Osphronemidae. Bases 595 to 1767 code for a protein of 390 amino acids. Gene Ontology annotation, cellular component: extracellular region. Gene Ontology annotation, molecular function: cytokine activity; growth factor activity. The record is from RefSeq and is a predicted model, not a curated record.